AAUCGAGUGACCGAGAGAUUUAAAUUUUCAAAACAUUUUCCCUCACCCUGGUUUCUCAGCUGCAUCACCGCACCUGGCAAAUUUGUCGUACUCAAGUUGAAUUUUUGAAUCGCUUAGCUGCUUUUCCAAGUCUCCGCAUAAGAGGACAAUGGCAAGUUUGGAAGAAAACCUGAAGACCGUGGUUCGAAUUUUCAGAAGAGAAUGUCACCGAAUUCUCGAGUCAGAGAGGACUACCAUCCAUGGCGCAGACGGAAUGCUCACAAUCCUACAGCUAGUGAUGGCCGAAUUAAACAAAGAGGAGACUGGAGAGUUUGCAGUAGCUCUGAGUGAUGUCAUCAGUGCCUGGAAACACUUAUUGCGGGAUAAAUCCCGACUGCCUCACGACGGGUCCCCUCGUCUACCGAAGUAUGACGUCAUCCGGAAAGAGUACGACUCCUUCCUGAAGCAAACCAACGCAGUCGACCUGAUAGAUGUCCAUGGAAUGUAUGAGCGUCUUAGGGGAGAUCAAGACCCAAAGAGCCCACUGUCCUCGCUGCAGCUGCUGCACUUCCUCUCCGGUGACGGGGAGACUACGGACGAGAAGGAAUCCGUCCCUCCUUGUCCGACUACUCCCUCCAGCAGGCCAAGCCAGGGCAGCUCACAGGGACUGAAGAGGCUCUUCUGUUCAUACUUGGGCCUGCUGGUAAACACCAAGAAUGACCUGGCGCUGGCACACACGCUGGACGUGCCCGGCAGAGGGCUCGGACGUGUGGCUUUCACAGACCUGAAGCAUGCUGCUCGCUCCAACAGCACCUCUCUCUUCCUGGCGGCGACAUCGUUUGUGAGGGCGAUCCAGCUAGGGGGGAGGGGGUACGCCCCCGCUGACUCUGACCCCCUGCGGAAGCACAUUAAGGGCCUCUCGGACUUUGUGCAUUUCACCGAUCGCCUGGAAGAGCUGCUUGGAGAGAUACCUGACCCCAGCGAGGCGGGGGCCAGGAUCGUGGGCAGCAUCAGGGCCGCUCUGCUGAAGGGCCGCAGCAGCGGGGACCCUGCUGGCGGGGCCGUGGAGGAGGUGGCCCGCGAUCUGAGGCACCACAUUAACCGCAUCCACACCGCUGAGAGGGAGGAGGCCUGCGGCACGGGGAUCAGCCCAGCACGGCCCAGGGCGUACGCCAUUAACCACGCCACGGCGUACGGAGGGCGGGAGGCUGUGAAGCUGUUCGUGGCCCUGCUGGAUGAGGAGGCUUUGGCUCCGCCGUGCAGGAACAAGGCCGCACUGCUGUCUGGAGACCUUGAUCCCUUCGACGGGGCAGGAGAGACCAGCAUCCUCAUGCUCUUCCGGUCUCCUGAGGCUCCCACUGGCUCCUCUCCCAAACCCCUGCAGCUCCGCAUCCAGGACCAGCUGGACCAAGCCAAACCCACGGUGAAACGGAAGGCCAUCAGGUCUCAGUUUGCGUGCACGUACCGGGAGGAGGACCCACCACUGAUCCGGGUGCUGGAGUUCCCCAGUGCCAGCCAGGCCCCGACCUGCGUGCACCCCGCUCCCAAACGCUCCACCGAGGAGGUGUCGCUGCAGACCGGGGAGAGUACUGUGGAGCCAGAGGGUAUGGAGAGGAAAGUCCAGAGGCCUGCAUUGGGGCUGCGCUGUGCCAACCCUCGGGGGGCCCAGGACCGCGCGUCCGGUAAGGGAAGAAGCGCAGGUGGUCAGGCAGGAAGCAAGGCCUGCAAGAGAAAGGAAGUGGACAGGAGCGGCGAUGCGGAGAAUUGUCCGCCUCCGAAGAGAGGCCCCACGGCGAAGGCCCAAAAAAACUCGGACCUGCCCUCCAGGGCGACGGCGAGGAGCUCAAACGUGGCCAAGAAGAAGAAGCUGGUCGCUGGCCAGACCACACUGACCGGCUUCUUCAGGUUGUAGGGGCGCACAGGGGAGCCUGACGGCCUCUGUGUGUGUCUGGUGUCCCAUCACUCUGCUUUACGCCAUAAUGAUGACUUAUUAGGACUGAGCUAGUUGACGUGGUUUGUAAUUCAAGCCCUGCACUCCAUAACCCAGUCACAGUUGUUCUUUGUGUGUCUGGGAGUGGGGCUGGGAACCGAGAAUGGUGUUACAGGCUGGGUUCCCGCUCUCUUGGACGUGAUGGAGAUUCUGCUCCCCCUCUCGUGUAAGUGGUGUGGUCGUCUUCCUGAACAUUUAAUAGUUGAGGUUUUUAAUUGAGACAUUGCAUGCUGAGGCAGUAGAGUCUUCAACCGUUCUCCAUUAGUAUGGAAAAUGGGGAGUUGUGUGUGUGUGUGUGUGGGGGGGGGGAAUGCUGCGCUAGAGGAUUGUGUUUGAGCUCAGAAAUAUGGGCUGAAGUUUUAUUAUUUUUUAAUUUAUUUAUUUUGUUUAAUCAUGGAUGUAUGGAUAAGCUUGCUGUAUUUACAGCAACAAUUUCAACCCCUUGUUCAGGCUUGCACGACAUGAAGGUUCAUGUGUAUGAUAUUUUUAUAGCCUUGUAUGAAUCAAUGUACAACUUUUGUUUGCACCUUUCCAAAUAAUUUUUAUUAAACUUUUAAACUUUCA
Molecule: messenger RNA, 2533 nt
Organism: Conger conger (European conger)
Lineage: Eukaryota; Metazoa; Chordata; Actinopteri; Anguilliformes; Congridae
Gene: parpbp
Product: PARP1 binding protein
Exons: 11
Coding region: 149-1891 (580 amino acids)
Biological process (GO): negative regulation of double-strand break repair via homologous recombination
Cellular component (GO): chromatin
Source: RefSeq, a predicted model, not a curated record